AUGCACCUCCCUUUAUCGUCGUUUCUAGUUUCUAGUUCACUUCUCCCCAUCUUCCCCCUCCCUCCCCCCCUCUUCCCCCCAACUCUAUUCCCCAUCUCAUCUCCUUACCACUCACCGCUCAUGUCUCCUCUGUUCUUCACUCUAUUCCCCCCAUCCUCCCCUCCCUUCCCCCACCUCCGCUUCCCCCCCUCUCCCCCUCCCCUCUCUUUUCCCCGCUUUCAUUGCAUAUCCGUACCGCUCACACCUCAUCUCCCCUUCGCUCAAUGCCCCGCGCCCUUUCCUCGUUUCCUCCCCUCCCCCCCCCCCCCCUUUCCGUCCCUGCUUUUGUCGCAUAUCGUUACCAUAUAUCCCUCAUCUCCCCUCUGCUCUUUGCUCAAUUCUCCCCGAUCUCUCAUCCCCACCCUGCUGCCAGCUCAUCUCCACUCCGCUCUCCUCUCAUCUCCCCUCCCCCUCUCUUCCCCGUUCACCCCUCAUUUCCUUUCUUUCCCUUUUUUCUCCACCUCCCACUGCUGCAUUCCCCCCUUCACUCGCCCCUCAUUUCCCCAGCUCUCCGCAUCUCCCCCCCACUCACCCCUCAUCUUCCCUCCGCUCUCCCUGCAUCUCCCCACCGCACCCCUCACCCCCCUUUCUCUCACCCCUCAUCUCUCCAUCCCCAUGGCCUGA
Messenger RNA from Closterium sp. Naga37s-1, 663 nucleotides. The record is from the annotation of a GenBank genome assembly. Lineage: Eukaryota; Viridiplantae; Streptophyta; Zygnematophyceae; Desmidiales; Closteriaceae.